ACAUCUAUGUUUGUCCCAGACCCAGUAAUUUCUUUAUCGAUCACACCGAAAGUCAAAGACUCUCCAAAUUUUUCAAAAGCCCUAAAUAAAUUUCAGAAGGAAGAUCCUACCUUUCGUGUUACAUACGACUUAGAAAGUAAAGAAACUAUUAUCUCUGGAAUGGGCGAAUUGCAUCUAGACAUUUAUGUUGAACGCAUGAAGAGAGAAUAUAAUGUUGAUUGCAUAACAGGCAAACCUCAAGUGGCUUUCAGAGAAACCAUAAUGUCAACUGCUAAAUUCGAUUAUACGCAUAAAAAGCAAACUGGUGGAGCUGGUCAAUUUGGUAAAGUAAUGGGAUAUAUUGAACCAUUAAAGGAGGUAACGGAUGAAGAUGAAGAACCACUUCCAAUGUUUGAAAGUCGAGUUGUUGGCGGACAUAUUCCUUCAAAUUUCAUUCCGGCUGUCGAAAAGGGUUUCCAAGACGGUCUAGAAAAAGGUUCUUUAAUCGGACAUCCAAUUAAAAAUGUCCGUUUUAUCCUUGAAGAUGGAGCCCAUCACGCUGUAGAUUCUUCAGAACUUGCAUUUCGUCUUGCAGCGUUGUACGCAUUUCGAGAUGCAUUUAUGAAGGCCAAUCCUGUCAUUCUGGAACCUAUAAUGAAUGUAUCUGUUACAGCACCAGUUGAAUUCCAAGGGACUGUCAUCGCCAAUUUAAACAAACGAAAAGGUACCAUUCUUGAUACAGAGGUCCAAGAAGAUCACUUUGUUGUAACUGCAGAGGUUUCUUUAAAUAAUAUGUUUGGAUAUUCAUCAGAUUUAAGAAGUGCUACACAGGGCAAAGGCGAAUUUACAAUGGAGUACAAAACACAUCAACCUGUUCUACCUUAUGUUCAAGAAGAAUUAAUUAAUGAAUAUAAAAAGAAGAAAUUAGCAGAAAAAAAAUAG
Messenger RNA from Racocetra persica, 921 nucleotides. The record is from the annotation of a GenBank genome assembly. Lineage: Eukaryota; Fungi; Glomeromycota; Glomeromycetes; Diversisporales; Gigasporaceae.